AGUAAGAGGUGGGAUUUCUUGAAAUAGUGAGGAAAUCAAUUAUGGAUCACAUUGAGAAAGAAAGUGCAGAGGAGUUGUUCCAUGCUCAAGCUCAUAUAUGGAACCAUUUAUUUGCCUUCAUAAACUCUAUGUCACUUAAAUGUGCAGUUGAGCUUGGCAUACCUGACAUUGUCCACAACCAUCACCAACCCAUCACUCUUUCUGAACUAGUCAUGAAGCUUGCCAUCCCAAAGACCAAAACUGCUUUUCUGUUCCGCCUCAUGCGCUUAUUGGUGCACUCUGGCUUCUUCUAUCAGCAAGAAGAAGGAUAUGUGCUCACACCCUCUUCUAGGCUCCUCCUUAAGGAUAAUGCCAAGAGUGUAUCACCCUUCUUGCAAGCAAUGCUUGAUCCGAUCCUGGUGACACCUUGGCAUUUCCUUAGUGCAUGGUUCCAAGGGGAUGGUCUCAAUCCAUUUGAGACCGCACAUGGGAGGACCCUCUGGGACUAUGCAGGAGAAGACAACGAGCUCAACAAGUUCUUCAACGAGGCAAUGGCCAGCGAUGCUCGAUUGGUGAUAAGUGCGGUUGUUACUGAGUGCAAGGUUGUGUUUGAAGGAUUAAGGUCAUUGAUUGAUGUAGGGGGUGGCACCGGAACUGUGGCUAAGACCAUUGUUGAAACCUUCCCAAGCUUGAAAUGUACAGUGUUAGACCUACCUCACGUGGUUGCUAAUUUGGAAGGGAAUGAGAACCUAACUUAUAUUGCAGGUGACAUGUUUGAGUCCAUCCCUCCUGCAGAUGCUGUUCUGCUCAAGUGGAUUCUGCAUGACUGGAGUGAUGAACAAUGUAUAAAGAUAUUGAAGGGAUGCAAAGAGGCGAUCUCUAGUGGAGACAGGAAAGGGAACUCAGGGAAGGUGAUCAUCAUAGAUAUGGUGGUGGAGGAUAGGAAGGAAGAGCACAAGUUUACAGAAACGCAGCUCUUUUUUGAUAUGUUAGUUAUGACUUUGGUCGUUGGAAAAGAAAGGACCAAGAAAGAAUGGGAGAAACUUUUUUUGGAGUCUGGAUUUACUCACUAUAAGAUCACUCCUCUCUUGGGUUUGAGAUCUCUCAUUGAAGUUUACCCUUAAUGGCUACAUGAAUUGGUGGUUAUAAACGUCAUCAGUAAACCAUUUUAGAUAUUGUCAUGUAAGUGAUCUCUAUAAUCAGCUUUUAUUGGGGCUCCACUUCAAUAAUGGACUAGCCGCACCAGCUUUUGUUUUUGGAUUUGGUGGGAAAUUUUGUUGGCUGGAGUAUUUCCUAUCUGGUGGCAUGGACCCGGUUUAGUGCUGUUACUUGUUUGUACUUCAUUUAAUUAGUGUGUGCUUUAAUAUAAACUAUGCCCAAAGAUAGCAAUAGCCUUCUUCUUUCGAUACA
This is a messenger RNA of Macadamia integrifolia, 1389 nucleotides long. RefSeq names its product trans-resveratrol di-O-methyltransferase-like. The transcript has 2 exons. Gene Ontology annotation, molecular function: S-adenosylmethionine-dependent methyltransferase activity; O-methyltransferase activity; protein dimerization activity. NCBI's taxonomy places the organism in Eukaryota, Viridiplantae, Streptophyta, Magnoliopsida, Proteales, Proteaceae. The coding region runs from base 42 to 1103 and encodes 353 amino acids. Gene Ontology annotation, biological process: methylation. The record is from RefSeq and is a predicted model, not a curated record.